GAAAACCCAGAAACAAACAAAUAUACAGAAUCUUCUCCCGGAGAACACACAGAAGGAAAGAAAUUCCGAAGACGGAAACAUAAAGAAGAAGAAAUGGAAUCACGACGACGACGGAAAGGUUGUUGUGCAGCUGCUUCUGAUAGUGUUGGUUAUGUUUAUCAUUGAUUCUGCAACAACCAGUUUCCACCCGUAAAAGACUGUGUUAGGGUUUCAAGAUUUGUUACUUAGGGUUCAGAUACAUAAUACAUUAGCUCUUUAGGUAUUAGAGUGUGGUUUUUACAAAUGAACGUUUUCGAAGAUGAGUGGGUUUUUUCUGGUAAAAUUUCUUGUUGAUGGAGAAUUCUACUGAUAAGACGCUAGCUGAGCUAUUUGAAUUUGUUAAAUCUUGGAUAUCGAGGAGAAACACCGAGCCAGCAAACUACUCGAGGGAUUUUUGGAUGCCCGACCAUAGCUGCAGGGUAUGCUACGAAUGUGAUACGCAGUUCACCAUAAUUAACCGUAGACACCAUUGCAGGCUAUGUGGAAGGGUCUUUUGUGGUAAGUGUACUGCCAAUUCAAUCCCUGUACCAUCUGCUGCUCCCAACAACAAGGCAAACCGAGACGACUGUGACAGGAUACGGGUUUGUAUUUACUGCUUCAAGCAAUGGGAACAGGAAGUAGCGAGCGUUGUGGUCCAUAAUGGGACUCAUGGACAGUCUAGGAAGCAACGGGGUCAUCUCAGCCCUACAAUUUCUACUACGAGUUUUACGAGCACCAAGUCUAGUGCCACUGGAAAUAGCAACUCCAGUUUUAUUAGUUCAGUGCCGUACUCUGCUGGAAAUUACCAGUUUGCGGCAUACGGUUCUGGACUUGGCAUUGAUCAGUCUUCCCAGAUGGAUCUUGGUGCUGUGGCAGAUAACAAGCCAGAUAGAGCAGCAGCUUCUACAAGUACCACCACAGGUCCUACAGGGGAAGACACACGCGAUGCAUCUCCUGACCCAUUCGAGUACUGUAUGAAUAGGAGUGAGGAUGAUGACAUUUAUGGAUACGGUGUUUAUAGAUCCAAUUCCGAACCAACACACUUUCCUCGGGGUGACGACUAUUAUGGCCCACUUGGAGAUGGUGCGAUUGAUUGUGUUUAUGGACCACAUAAGUUGCAUUCUGAUGAAGAAAAUAACAUCACGAAAGACUCCAGAGACUCUUUGGUUAACGGGGAUUUGGAUUGUCAAGUGCUGGAAGAUGAAAGAAGGGUUGGUGGUGAAGAGAACGGGGGACAGAAUAACGGUGACGAGUGUGACACAGCUUUAGUGGAGGGUGUGGAUGCUGAGCCUUUGGAUUUUGAGAACAAUGGGCUGCUCUGGCUUCCUCCUGAACCUGAAGAUAUAGAGGACGAUAGGGAAGCUGUUGAGUUUGGUGACGAUGAUGUUGAUGAGGAUGCUGCAGGAGAGUGGAAAACCCUGCGCUCUUGUAGCAGCUUUGGUAGUGGUGAAUACCAAAACCGGGACCGGUCAACCGAGGAGCACAAGAAAGCAAUGAAGAAUGAGGUUGAUAAGCAUUUCAAGGCUUUGGUGUCUCAGCUCUUGCAGGUUGAGAAUCUAAUCGUGGGUGAGGAAGGUGACAAGGAAAGUUUUUCUUUUACGCGUGCAUCAGUUUUCCCAUUCAUGCCUCUAGGAUGAUGCUUUUUGAAUUUCUUAAAUAUGUUUACCUUUUAUUCACUAGAUAUUUUGUGUAAGUUUCGAGUGGAAAUUAUAUUUUCUUAAAUAUG
Papaver somniferum (opium poppy) is the source of this 1744-nucleotide messenger RNA. Its product is annotated as 1-phosphatidylinositol-3-phosphate 5-kinase FAB1B-like. Gene Ontology annotation, biological process: phosphatidylinositol phosphate biosynthetic process. Gene Ontology annotation, cellular component: endosome membrane. The record is from RefSeq and is a predicted model, not a curated record. The transcript is spliced from 3 exons. Gene Ontology annotation, molecular function: 1-phosphatidylinositol-3-phosphate 5-kinase activity; metal ion binding. Bases 333 to 1655 code for a protein of 440 amino acids. Lineage: Eukaryota; Viridiplantae; Streptophyta; Magnoliopsida; Ranunculales; Papaveraceae.